Messenger RNA from Protopolystoma xenopodis, 759 nucleotides. NCBI's taxonomy places the organism in Eukaryota, Metazoa, Platyhelminthes, Monogenea, Polystomatidea, Polystomatidae. The record is from the annotation of a GenBank genome assembly.
UUGUUUCACAUCUCUUUUCAGGAGUACACGAAACCAAUCAUUCGGCGCAAGGAGACAACUGACCAACUUGCUCGCAUAUCACUUGUCCGCCGUAUUCUCUACAUCUGCCUUAAUGUUGGCCUCCGCCUGCUUCAUCCCUUCAUGCCUUUCCUUACUGAAGAACUCUUCCAGCGUCUUCCUCGUUCAUCGCAAGAGAAAGAACUUGCACCUAGCAUCUGCAUUGCUCCCUAUCCCUCUCGGGCAAAGCGAAAAUUUAUGACUACUGCAAUUGGAUAUGAAACCUUCACUGGCACCAUUGGCGAACUAUGGACGCAUCCCUUUCAAACAGGGACUGGAGACCCCAUUGGCACUGAUGCCAGAGUGCCUCCUACUGGCUUUAUUUACCUUAGACGGGUGUUUGACGUUUAUCGCGACGCCACCGGAGUGGAAGUUGACAUAAGACUCGCUUUUGCUCUGAAGCACCGUAUACGCUCCAUGAUUGGCCUUUAUCGCAUCCCGCCAGGCCAGCUGCCAGACAUGUUAAUACAUGCCCCUAAACCGGUUCUUGAGACACUUCAGCGAGGCCAAUACCUGGAUGAUUUAAUGGAACCUCUAGCCAAGGCCAAGUUGGUUCAAGCAAGCCAUCAACAAAAUAUUCGCAAGUUUCACUUUAUCUCCACCUGCAUAUCUGCUUAUAUAUCUUAUAUUCUUUGGUAUUUUACAACUGGAUAUACUAAAAAAAUGGUGGCUUGCAUAAUGCAAGUUAAUUUAUAUCCUUGA